This is a messenger RNA of Pistacia vera, 1247 nucleotides long. RefSeq lists its product as uncharacterized. The record is from RefSeq and is a predicted model, not a curated record. NCBI's taxonomy places the organism in Eukaryota, Viridiplantae, Streptophyta, Magnoliopsida, Sapindales, Anacardiaceae. The transcript is spliced from 3 exons. Bases 45 to 1247 code for a protein of 400 amino acids.
UGGAGACAUGACAUCAACCAAGAAACUUGAAGAGAUGAACUCCAAUGAGAACCUCCAAGCACAUGCAAUCUCUUUUUGAUAAAAAGGUAAGGCUCCCUUGUUUGGAGAGAUUGCAAAUCAGUUAUGCUGAUGAAUUGGUAAAAAUAUGGGACGAUCAGGUCUCUUUGGAUUGUUUCAGCAGUUUAAAUCGUGUGUUUGUACGGUUUUGUAAAAAACUUGUAAAUGUUUUUCCACCUAUCAUGCUUGAGAGACACCCAGAACUAGAGAUGCUGGAAGUGCAAAAUUGUGAUUCAGUUGAAGAGAUAUUUGAAGUGCUUGAGAAAAGAUCUGGCAUGGUGGAGGAAAUUGUUGCCAAUGAAGAAGCAGGUCAUAAAUUUGUGUUCUCCAACUUAACAAGGUUGAAUUUACAGAUGCUUCCAAGUCUCAAAAGUCUGUACCCAAAAAAACAUAUUUCAGAGUGGCCGGUUUUAUACAAGUUGAAGGUAAAUGGAUGUAACAAUGUGGAGACUUUAGCUUCAAAAUUUCUGACCAUCAGAGAGACUCAUGGGCAGAGUCAAAAUGAGACCCCAAAUCAAAAACCACUAUUCUUGGUUGACAAGGAUGGAUUCCCAAGAUUGGAAGAGCUUGAGUUAUGUGAAAUGCCCAGAUUGUUGCAUCUAUGGAGAGGAAAUCCUCAACCUAGCAAUGCUUUUCUAAAUCUGAAGACUCUAAAACUAUCAGAAUGUGGCAGUUUAGAUAAUUCAUGGUCAUCAUCGGUGUCUUUCCAAAAUUUGGUGAGUUUGCAAGUAUCAAAGUGUGAUGGAUUGAGAUAUUUACUGAGCCUCUCAAAAGCUAAAACUCUGAAGUGGCUUACAAGUAUGAAUAUAUCUGAGUGCAAAAUGAUGGAUCAAAUUAUAUCCACUUUGGAGGGUGAAGUGGUGGAGGAUUCAAUUGCUUUCAACUAUUUGAAUAAUUUGGAAAUUCAUUGUUUACCAAGCCUUACAAGCUUUUGUGGUGGAGAUAUUAGUCUUGAAUUUCCAUCAUUGAGAAAAGUAAUUGUCAAACAAUGCUUGAAGAUGGAGACUUUUUGUCUUGGAGUUUUAAGCACGCCAAAGCUACAAACAUUACAGUUGAUAGAAGGAGAGGAGGAAGUUGAAGAAUGUGGGGAAGGCAACCCUGAACUUAAUUCUGCCAUACAACAAUUUUUCAAUAAAAGGGUAUGUAUUGAUUCACAAAAUUAUCACGUGCAUUUCCCUUGCACUUUCUGA